Molecule: messenger RNA, 502 nt
Organism: Strongylus vulgaris
Lineage: Eukaryota; Metazoa; Nematoda; Chromadorea; Rhabditida; Strongylidae
Source: the annotation of a GenBank genome assembly
AAGUAUCCCCUUUUUGAGAAAGAUCCACGCUAGCUUAUUCUAAGAGUGCACAACUUUUAGGUACGGUACACCUGACGCUUACACGUUACCCUACUGGAGUUUGGAUUUUCAUCGAAGAAAAGCAGCAGUCGAGAAGAGCGAUCUUGAAAGCUGGUUUUACACAACUCUCGAUUUGCUAGCUCCAUCCAACCUAUCGUGGCGCGAAGAGUCAGAUGAGCCAGCAGUAGUGCGUGCGAAAACAGAGUUCUGGUCAGAUGUUCACUUAAGUAUGUCGCAGACUCCAAUGGCAUUACUAGCAAUUGCAGAGCUUUUGGCUCAAGAGAAGAAAGUUGAUACGAGCAGGCUUAAACGUUAUAUUAAAACCGGAUUAGAACAGUGUGUUAACUCAAAAAAAUUCACUCCAGAAUGGGUGAAAGGCACAAACGUGACAACUGCAGUUGGGUCGAAGACCAAAAUGAAAGGAAGAAGUGCACCUCGCGAAGUUUCAGCGAAGGCAAAAUGA